AUGUCUGGUGACAUUAUCGCUCCCGAAGGCGAGGCUAACGUUUCGCCCAAUCCUCUUUUGUUUUGUAGAUACUUAUGUUGCUUAUUCUGUUGCCCACCGUUCCCUUCCUCCAUAGUAUCAAAACUUGCUUUCAUGCCACCAGAGUCAAGUUACACAAUCUCGGAAAAUAAUAGGUUACAUUUGCUGGAAGGUCGUGCAGAGUGGCCUCACGACCCAGAAUAUCUCGCAUCCAACGUCGAAAUAACAAGAAGACGGAACAAAAUUUCAUGCGUCUAUCUUUGUCCCGUUCCAAAUGCGUACUUCACAUUGUUGUUUUCUCACGGGAACGCUGUCGAUAUUGGUCAAAUGACAUCUUUCUACUGGGGACUUGGUCAGCGACUAGGGUGCAAUGUGUUUGGCUACGACUACUCGGGAUAUGGAUGCUCAUCAGGAAGACCAUCUGAGAAAAAUCUUUAUGCCGACAUAACUGCCGCUUUCGAAACUCUGAAGACGAAAUUUGGGGUACCAGCGGAUCGUGUAAUUCUCUAUGGACAGUCGAUCGGAACUGUACCCAGUGUAGAUUUGGCAAGUCGUGAAGAAGUAGCUGCACUUAUUCUGCAUUCACCUUUGAUGAGUGGAAUGCGUGUAGCUUUCCCUGGAACGCAGCGCACAUGGUGUUGCGACGCUUUUCCCUCGAUCGAGAAAGUACCUCGUGUGAAAUGUCCGACUCUUGUAAUCCAUGGAACUGAUGAUGAAGUGAUUGACUUUUCACAUGGAGUUUCCAUAUAUGAACGUUGUCCUGCGUCUGUAGAACCGUUGUGGGUGUCAGGAGCAGGUCAUAAUGACGUCGAGUUGCACGCUGCUUAUUUGGAGCGUCUUCGAAAUUUCAUCGACAGCGAAGCGAGACGUUCAAAGGACGAUGUUGGCGUACGCGUAUGA
Molecule: messenger RNA, 918 nt
Organism: Angiostrongylus costaricensis
Lineage: Eukaryota; Metazoa; Nematoda; Chromadorea; Rhabditida; Metastrongylidae
Source: the annotation of a GenBank genome assembly